Molecule: messenger RNA, 8267 nt
Organism: Gallus gallus (chicken)
Lineage: Eukaryota; Metazoa; Chordata; Aves; Galliformes; Phasianidae
Gene: MUC16
Product: mucin 16, cell surface associated
Exons: 77
Coding region: 1-8160 (2719 amino acids)
Source: RefSeq, a predicted model, not a curated record
AUGCACCCAAAAGCUCCCACUCGUCCACCAACGACACCUGCAGGCCGCGAGCGUUUCACCGUCAACUUCACCAUCACCAAUCUCCCCUACGAUCCCGACCUGCAGAUUCCCCACUCGGCAAAGCUCAACGCCACCCAGAGGGUCAUGACCACCUUGCUCAACCGCCUUCUGAAGGACACCAGCAUUGGCCCCAGUUUCCUUGGAUGUGCAACGACAGCCUUCAGGUCCGUGAGGCAAGGCAACAACACAGGCGUGGACCUGGUCUGCACCUACAGGAAGGAGCCCUCCAGCCCUGACUUGGACAGGGUGGGCCUUUACCACGAAGUGAGCAACAAGACCAGCGCCAUCACGCGCCUGGGCCCCUACAGCCUGGACAGGACCAGCCUCUACGUCAACGGUUACAACGAACAGCCAGUGACGCAGCCAGCAACGCCCACUCCCACUCGUCCACCAACGACACCUGCAGGCCGCGAGCGUUUCACCGUCAACUUCACCAUCACCAAUCUCCCCUACGAUUCCGACCUGCAGAUUCCCCACUCGGCAAAGCUCAACGCCACCCAGAGGGUCAUGACCACCUUGCUCAACCGCCUUCUGAAGGACACCAGCAUUGGCCCCAGUUUCCUUGGAUGUGCAACGACAGCCUUCAGGUCCGUGAGGCAAGGCGACAACACAGGCGUGGACCUGGUCUGCACCUACAGGAAGGAGCCCUCCAGCCCUGACUUGGACAGGGUGGGCCUUUACCACGAAGUGAGCAACAAGACCAGCGCCAUCACGCGCCUGGGCCCCUACAGCCUGGACAGGACCAGCCUCUACGUCAACGGUUACAACGAACAGCCAGUGACGCAGCCAGCAACGCCCACUCCCACUCGUCCACCAACGACACCUGCAGGCCGCGAGCGUUUCACCGUCAACUUCACCAUCACCAAUCUCCCCUACGAUUCCGACCUGCAGAUUCCCCACUCGGCAAAGCUCAACGCCACCCAGAGGGUCAUGACCACCUUGCUCAACCGCCUUCUGAAGGACACCAGCAUUGGCCCCAGUUUCCUUGGAUGUGCAACGACAGCCUUCAGGUCCGUGAGGCAAGGCGACAACACAGGCGUGGACCUGGUCUGCACCUACAGGAAGGAGCCUUCCAGCCCUGACUUGGACAGGGUGGGCCUUUACCAUGAAGUGAGCAACAAGACCAGCGCCAUCACGCACCUGGGCCCCUACAGCCUGGACAGGACCAGCCUCUACGUCAACGGUUACAACGAACAGCCAGUGACGCAGCCAGCAAUGCCCACUCCCACUCGUCCACCAACGACACCUGCAGGCCACGAGCGUUUCACCGUCAACUUCACCAUCACCAAUCUCCCCUACGAUUCCGACCUGCAGAUUCCCCACUCGGCAAAGCUCAACGCCACCCAGAGGGUCAUGACCACCUUGCUCAACCGCCUUCUGAAGGACACCAGCAUUGGCCCCAGUUUCCUUGGAUGUGCAACGACAGCCUUCAGGUCCGUGAGGCAAGGCGACAACACAGGCGUGGACCUGGUCUGCACCUACAGGAAGGAGCCUUCCAGCCCUGACUUGGACAGGGCGGGCCUUUACCAUGAAGUGAGCAACAAGACCAGCGCCAUCACGCACCUGGGCCCCUACAGCCUGGACAGGACCAGCCUCUACGUCAACGGUUACAACGAACAGCCAGUGACGCAGCCAGCAACGCCCACUCCCACUCGUCCACCAACGACACCUGCAGGCCACGAGCGUUUCACCGUCAACUUCACCAUCACCAAUCUCCCCUACGAUUCCGACCUGCAGAUUCCCCACUCGGCAAAGCUCAACGCCACCCAGAGGGUCAUGACCACCUUGCUCAACCGCCUUCUGAAGGACACCAGCAUUGGCCCCAGUUUCCUUGGAUGUGCAACGACAGCCUUCAGGUCCGUGAGGCAAGGCGACAACACAGGCGUGGACCUGGUCUGCACCUACAGGAAGGAGCCUUCCAGCCCUGACUUGGACAGGGUGGGCCUUUACCAUGAAGUGAGCAACAAGACCAGCGCCAUCACGCACCUGGGCCCCUACAGCCUGGACAGGACCAGCCUCUACGUCAACGGUUACAACGAACAGCCAGUGACGCAGCCAGCGACGCCCACUCCCACUCGUCCACCAACGACACCUGCAGGCCACGAGCGUUUCACCGUCAACUUCACCAUCACCAAUCUCCCCUACGAUUCCGACCUGCAGAUUCCCCACUCGGCAAAGCUCAACGCCACCCAGAGGGUCAUGACCACCUUGCUCAACCGCCUUCUGAAGGACACCAGCAUUGGCCCCAGUUUCCUUGGAUGUGCAACGACAGCCUUCAGGUCCGUGAGGCAAGGCGACAACACAGGCGUGGACCUGGUCUGCACCUACAGGAAGGAGCCUUCCAGCCCUGACUUGGACAGGGUGGGCCUUUACCAUGAAGUGAGCAACAAGACCAGCGCCAUCACGCACCUGGGCCCCUACAGCCUGGACAGGACCAGCCUCUACGUCAACGGUUACAACGAACAGCCAGUGACGCAGCCAGCGACGCCCACUCCCACUCGUCCACCAACGACACCUGCAGGCCACGAGCGUUUCACCGUCAACUUCACCAUCACCAAUCUCCCCUACGAUUCCGACCUGCAGAUUCCCCACUCGGCAAAGCUCAACGCCACCCAGAGGGUCAUGACCACCUUGCUCAACCGCCUUCUGAAGGACACCAGCAUUGGCCCCAGUUUCCUUGGAUGUGCAACGACAGCCUUCAGGUCCGUGAGGCAAGGCGACAACACAGGCGUGGACCUGGUCUGCACCUACAGGAAGGAGCCUUCCAGCCCUGACUUGGACAGGGCGGGCCUUUACCAUGAAGUGAGCAACAAGACCAGCGCCAUCACGCACCUGGGCCCCUACAGCCUGGACAGGACCAGCCUCUACGUCAACGGUUACAACGAACAGCCAGUGACGCAGCCAGCAACGCCCACUCCCACUCGUCCACCAACGACACCUGCAGGCCACGAGCGUUUCACCGUCAACUUCACCAUCACCAAUCUCCCCUACGAUUCCGACCUGCAGAUUCCCCACUCGGCAAAGCUCAACGCCACCCAGAGGGUCAUGACCACCUUGCUCAACCGCCUUCUGAAGGACACCAGCAUUGGCCCCAGUUUCCUUGGAUGUGCAACGACAGCCUUCAGGUCCGUGAGGCAAGGCGACAACACAGGCGUGGACCUGGUCUGCACCUACAGGAAGGAGCCUUCCAGCCCUGACUUGGACAGGGUGGGCCUUUACCAUGAAGUGAGCAACAAGACCAGCGCCAUCACGCACCUGGGCCCCUACAGCCUGGACAGGACCAGCCUCUACGUCAACGGUUACAACGAACAGCCAGUGACGCAGCCAGCGACGCCCACUCCCACUCGUCCACCAACGACACCUGCAGGCCACGAGCGUUUCACCGUCAACUUCACCAUCACCAAUCUCCCCUACGAUUCCGACCUGCAGAUUCCCCACUCGGCAAAGCUCAACGCCACCCAGAGGGUCAUGACCACCUUGCUCAACCGCCUUCUGAAGGACACCAGCAUUGGCCCCAGUUUCCUUGGAUGUGCAACGACAGCCUUCAGGUCCGUGAGGCAAGGCGACAACACAGGCGUGGACCUGGUCUGCACCUACAGGAAGGAGCCUUCCAGCCCUGACUUGGACAGGGUGGGCCUUUACCAUGAAGUGAGCAACAAGACCAGCGCCAUCACGCACCUGGGCCCCUACAGCCUGGACAGGACCAGCCUCUACGUCAACGGUUACAACGAACAGCCAGUGACGCAGCCAGCGACGCCCACUCCCACUCGUCCACCAACGACACCUGCAGGCCACGAGCGUUUCACCGUCAACUUCACCAUCACCAAUCUCCCCUACGAUUCCGACCUGCAGAUUCCCCACUCGGCAAAGCUCAACGCCACCCAGAGGGUCAUGACCACCUUGCUCAACCGCCUUCUGAAGGACACCAGCAUUGGCCCCAGUUUCCUUGGAUGUGCAACGACAGCCUUCAGGUCCGUGAGGCAAGGCGACAACACAGGCGUGGACCUGGUCUGCACCUACAGGAAGGAGCCUUCCAGCCCUGACUUGGACAGGGUGGGCCUUUACCAUGAAGUGAGCAACAAGACCAGCGCCAUCACGCACCUGGGCCCCUACAGCCUGGACAGGACCAGCCUCUACGUCAACGGUUACAACGAACAGCCAGUGACGCAGCCAGCGACGCCCACUCCCACUCGUCCACCAACGACACCUGCAGGCCACGAGCGUUUCACCGUCAACUUCACCAUCACCAAUCUCCCCUACGAUUCCGACCUGCAGAUUCCCCACUCGGCAAAGCUCAACGCCACCCAGAGGGUCAUGACCACCUUGCUCAACCGCCUUCUGAAGGACACCAGCAUUGGCCCCAGUUUCCUUGGAUGUGCAACGACAGCCUUCAGGUCCGUGAGGCAAGGCGACAACACAGGCGUGGACCUGGUCUGCACCUACAGGAAGGAGCCUUCCAGCCCUGACUUGGACAGGGUGGGCCUUUACCAUGAAGUGAGCAACAAGACCAGCGCCAUCACGCACCUGGGCCCCUACAGCCUGGACAGGACCAGCCUCUACGUCAACGGUUACAACGAACAGCCAGUGACGCAGCCAGCAACGCCCACUCCCACUCGUCCACCAACGACACCUGCAGGCCACGAGCGUUUCACCGUCAACUUCACCAUCACCAAUCUCCCCUACGAUUCCGACCUGCAGAUUCCCCACUCGGCAAAGCUCAACGCCACCCAGAGGGUCAUGACCACCUUGCUCAACCGCCUUCUGAAGGACACCAGCAUUGGCCCCAGUUUCCUUGGAUGUGCAACGACAGCCUUCAGGUCCGUAAGGCAAGGCAACAACACAGGCGUGGACCUGGUCUGCACCUACAGGAAGGAGCCCUCCAGCCCUGACUUGGACAGGGUGGGCCUUUACCACGAAGUGAGCAACAAGACCAGCGCCAUCACGCGCCUGGGCCCCUACAGCCUGGACAGGACCAGCCUCUACGUCAACGGUUACAACGAACAGCCAGUGACGCAGCCAGCAACGCCCACUCCCACUCGUCCACCAACGACACCUGCAGGCCACGAGCGUUUCACCGUCAACUUCACCAUCACCAAUCUCCCCUACGAUUCCGACCUGCAGAUUCCCCACUCGGCAAAGCUCAACGCCACCCAGAGGGUCAUGACCACCUUGCUCAACCGCCUUCUGAAGGACACCAGCAUUGGCCCCAGUUUCCUUGGAUGUGCAACGACAGCCUUCAGGUCCGUGAGGCAAGGCGACAACACAGGCGUGGACCUGGUCUGCACCUACAGGAAGGAGCCUUCCAGCCCUGACUUGGACAGGGUGGGCCUUUACCAUGAAGUGAGCAACAAGACCAGCGCCAUCACGCGCCUGGGCCCCUACAGCCUGGACAGGACCAGCCUCUACGUCAACGGUUACAACGAACAGCCAGUGACGCAGCCAGCAACGCCCACUCCCACUCGUCCACCAACGACACCUGCAGGCCACGAGCGUUUCACCGUCAACUUCACCAUCACCAAUCUCCCCUACGAUUCCGACCUGCAGAUUCCCCACUCGGCAAAGCUCAACGCCACCCAGAGGGUCAUGACCACCUUGCUCAACCGCCUUCUGAAGGACACCAGCAUUGGCCCCAGUUUCCUUGGAUGUGCAACGACAGCCUUCAGGUCCGUAAGGCAAGGCAACAACACAGGCGUGGACCUGGUCUGCACCUACAGGAAGGAGCCCUCCAGCCCUGACUUGGACAGGGUGGGCCUUUACCACGAAGUGAGCAACAAGACCAGCGCCAUCACGCGCCUGGGCCCCUACAGCCUGGACAGGACCAGCCUCUACGUCAACGGUUACAACGAACAGCCAGUGACGCAGCCAGCAACGCCCACUCCCACUCGUCCACCAACGACACCUGCAGGCCACGAGCGUUUCACCGUCAACUUCACCAUCACCAAUCUCCCCUACGAUUCCGACCUGCAGAUUCCCCACUCGGCAAAGCUCAACGCCACCCAGAGGGUCAUGACCACCUUGCUCAACCGCCUUCUGAAGGACACCAGCAUUGGCCCCAGUUUCCUUGGAUGUGCAACGACAGCCUUCAGGUCCGUGAGGCAAGGCGACAACACAGGCGUGGACCUGGUCUGCACCUACAGGAAGGAGCCCUCCAGCCCUGACUUGGACAGGGUGGGCCUUUACCACGAAGUGAGCAACAAGACCAGCGCCAUCACGCGCCUGGGCCCCUACAGCCUGGACAGGACCAGCCUCUACGUCAACGAUUACAGUGAACCACGUGAUCUGUCAUUGGAAAAGCCAUUCAACACUCAAACCCCAGGACAAAUAAUACAGCAAUUCACAGUGAACUUCACCAUAACCAACCUCAGGUUCACUACAGACCUAGGGAGAUCACAUUCUGCUAAAUUCAAUUCUACCAAGAAAAUAAUGCAGCAUUAUAUUGACCCUCUGCUUCAGAAAAGCAGCAUUGGCCCUGAUUUCAUUGGCUGCAAAGUAAUACUAUUCAGGUCAGUGACGAAUAGUGAUAGCACAGCAGUAGACAGCAUCUGCAGCUAUGGAAACGGCUCCCAAGUGCCCAAUUUUGACAAAGCUACAGUUUACCAAGAACUAAAGAACAUGACAAACAACAUCACCAAAUUAGGAAUCUAUAAACUGGACAAGGAGAGCCUCUAUGUCAACGGUUAUAACAAACCACUCCAGAGAUCACAUCUGAGCAUAACUACUGCUCCAAGCCCAACAACCAGCCAUUUCACACUUAAUUUCACCUUGACCAACUUCCAAUAUACUGCAGAUCUGGAUGCACCAAAUUCCCGCAGAUUCAUUUCCACUGAGAAAGUUAUCAAACAUUAUAUUGACCCUCUGUUCAAAAGAAGCAGCAUAAGGUCUGUCUACACAGGAUGCAAAGUGAUGGGAUUUAGGUCUGGGAGGCACAGGAGUGACACAGGUGUGAAUGCUGUCUGCAGCUACAAGAACAAUGGCAGCAUGGCCAGGUUUGACAGAGAAACAGUUUAUCAUGAGCUAAGCACCAUGACAAAUGGCGUCACCAAACUAGGGCACUUCAGCCUAGAGAAGAACAGUCUGUACGUUAAUGGUUUCCACCUCCCAGACACAGCUACCACCAGAAAACCUGUCUUGAAUAAAGCUCCAGCCAUAACAGGAUACAAACUGAGCUUUAGAAUAGUCAACGAAAACUUAACUAACCCAGACUCUCAGUCUCCAGAAUACAAAGCAGCACUGGAAAGCAUCAGUAAAAAGCUGAACCAAUUAUACCGUCAGAGCAACCUGCAAGGCCAGUUCCUAAACUGCAGCAUCACAAGACUAAGGGUUGGAUCCAUAGUGGUUGACUGCAAUUGCUUCUUCCAGCAAGAGCCCAGCAUCAACAGGGUAGAGGUUGAAAAGGCUUUUCAGAAUGGGACUUCAAAUACAACGGGACUAUGGUUGGGGAGCAGCUACCAGUUGCAAGAAUUCUCAGUAGACGGCUUGGAACUAGCAAUUGAAGCAGCAACCAACAAAACACCUCUCAAGUCUGAGAAGGAAAGCUUCAGAUUGAAAUUCAGAAUCACCAACCUUCCAUACUCCCCAGAACUGCAGGACUCCAGGUCACAGAUGUACCAAGAGAGCAAAGAGAAAAUUGAGAAAGAGCUCGAUGUAUUCAGAAGUAGCAGCAUGAAGAACAACUUUGCUGGCUGUACCGUGGAGAGCUUUGGGCCUGUCCAUGAGAAACCUUACACAAGCAUCGCCUCUGUCUGCAAAUUCACACAUGACCCCUUCUCAAGGGCUUUACAAAAGCAAGAGGUGUACAAGGAGCUGCAGCGCUUGACAGAUGGGUUCACCAAGCUGGGCCCCACCUAUGAGCUGGAUGAGCAGAGUUUAGUGGUUGAAGAUUACUCUUCGCUCACAACAGCGGAACAAGAGUCCAAAAGAUCUGAGCUUCAGUUCUGGGCAAUAAUCCUCAUCUGUGUUUUUGCCCUGCUUGGGUUCAUUCUCCUCCUGUUGUUAUGCUUCCUGAUUGCCUUUUGCCUAAGAAGAAAGUCAGAUCUGUACCAGGUUCAGCAGGGCAUGUACGGUGUGUUCUUCCCACAUCUGGGCACAAAAGUCCAUUGACAGAACAGGUGAAGUAUUGUCUUCAAGGACCUGUUCAUCCAUUCAUGAAGGAAAAAUGUUUACGAGCACUAGAAAAAUGUUUCUUUAAUAAAUUAUGUUUAGCAUUU